Messenger RNA from Hevea brasiliensis (rubber tree), 1536 nucleotides. Its product is annotated as RING-H2 finger protein ATL2. The transcript has a single exon. Gene Ontology annotation, biological process: protein ubiquitination. NCBI's taxonomy places the organism in Eukaryota, Viridiplantae, Streptophyta, Magnoliopsida, Malpighiales, Euphorbiaceae. The coding region runs from base 476 to 1366 and encodes 296 amino acids. The record is from RefSeq and is a predicted model, not a curated record.
GUUUUCUUAUUAUAAAAUAUAUAUGAAAAUACAAUUUCAAUAGAUUAAGUUUAUGAAAAUUUCUCAGAUUAAUAUCAUGUAGUUGUUAAAUAUAAGAAAAUACUUAUCCUAGGAAGAGCUUAAGUAUAUAAUAAUUAAUAAUCUCGGUGAGUUCUAACUAAUAUGUCGUGAAAAUAGGGGCAGAGUGAAGACAAAGGAGAGGAAAUGCCAUGAAAUGAAACAAAGGACAUUUAAGACAAUUCAUAAAAAUCCCGCGUCAACCCUGGCGACUGGUCCAUAAAACGCUGCUUAAAUUGUUCAAUAACAGAGGCGAAGUGGUUGUGAAACCCUCAAGAGCCUUCCUUUUAUGCUCCCUUGCUUUCUCCUUUUUAUUUCAAUCCUUGACACGCCCUCUUCAUUUCUCCUCUGCUAAAACCCUCUUCUCUCCUCUUUCCGCCUCACUAAACACUCUCUCACUCAGCUAUUUCUCAGCUCUAUGGAAUCAGACCCACGGAAUCCCAACAACAAUGAAUACUCCAGCAGAGGCUAUGCUUUAAGCGGUAGGAUAAUGCUAAGCGCGAUUGUCAUCCUCUUCUUUGUGGUCAUUUUGAUGGUUUGCCUCCAUCUCUACGCCCGCUGGUACCUGUUCCAUGCUCGCCGCCGCCAAAUUCGCCGCGCCCGAACUCGCCGCACUAAUCUCGUCUUUUAUGUCGACCCCUCCAACCCCACUGCCACUCACGUCACCCAACCCUCCCGCGGCCUGGAUGGCGCAGUCCUAAAAUCGCUACCCGUAUUCGUUUAUUCAUCCAAGACGCACCCGGAUUCGAUAGAGUGUGCCGUUUGCCUAUCCGAAUUCGAAGAGAACGAAAAGGGUCGGACCCUACCCAAAUGCAACCAUAACUUCCACAUCGAGUGCAUCGACAUGUGGUUCCAUUCUCACUCCACUUGCCCUCUUUGCCGCUCCCCCGUUGAACCCGUACCCGAAAAGCCUGCCCAGGUAGAUUCAUCGUCGGAGAUUAUUGAAAUCGGUUCCAGCACCGGUUUGUGUUCCACUUGUCAGCACGAGGAAGAAAACGUGGGUGCAUCUACUUCAUCCUUUAUGGGUCGAAGAAAACCAGCGGAGCUGGUUGGCGUGACGAUAGAAGUACCUAGAAGAAAUGGGAAUUUCGAGAACGAGUCGGGAACCGAUUCACCGGUGUACAGAUCGCCAAUGAGUCGUAUGUUGUCUUUUACGAGGAUACUGAGCAGAGAAAGAAGAGGAAAUCUGUCUCCUUGUGCAGGAAACCCAACGAGUUGGGGUGGGUCAGUGAGCGAGUCAGACCUGGAGAGAGGAAGAGAUGAGAUUCAGCAGACUCAGGAUAAAAUGGGUUGUAACUCGGUGGCAUGAGUCGAGUGGGACGUGGCAAUCAAGUUAUAAGGCGUUCAUUAAGAAACAUUCUAGCACAGUCAGAAGUACGUAGGACUAGAGAGGACACGCCGCCGUGAGUUGCAGUGUUUGACUUUGACCUGUAUAUAAUUAAAUUCCCCAUUUAAUUGAUUUAAUUUUUUUUUCUUUUA